UUGGUUGUUAAAAUUCAAUAUAUGAAAAUUAUUUGGGUGAGCUCUAUGGCAAUUGUUUACAUGCUAAAAAUGUAUUCAAUCAUAUAACGGAUUGUGAUGUUGGUAUGGCAUUCUCAUUACCAGUGGUUAAACUUAUUUCACUGCAUCUCUCGUGCCCUUCAGCUACGCUGCCAGAUGAUAUGAUUUUAAGCUCUUGUAUGCAUGUGCCACUACCGAAAGCUUUGCAUUUGUCAAGGUUUCAUCAAGCUCGCCCUAAUGACUACCCUUUGGAGUUACUGAAGCAAAAGCCGCCAGCUUCGUUUCACAACUUUAAGAAAAUCGAUUCCAUUAAAAUCUACAAUCAGUGGUCUGCCUCUGGGGGCCAUCAACUGUUCUUUAAGAAAAAUCAUGUCCAUAAAAAUCUCAAUUAUUACUAUUACAGUUCCAAAAAUCAUGAACUAUUAGCGAAAACGGAUUAA
Molecule: messenger RNA, 458 nt
Organism: Lucilia cuprina (Australian sheep blowfly)
Lineage: Eukaryota; Metazoa; Arthropoda; Insecta; Diptera; Calliphoridae
Product: beta-1,3-glucosyltransferase-like
Exons: 3
Coding region: 105-458 (117 amino acids)
Cellular component (GO): membrane
Molecular function (GO): glycosyltransferase activity
Source: RefSeq, a predicted model, not a curated record